UUACAGAAUAAUGUUCCAAAAUUUGUGGUUCGCUUAAAAAUAUUUGCUUUACUCUGUGUUAUUUCUUUCACAAAACAAAGAUGGCUGGCAUUUACGAGAAAAGUGUGACAGACUUCAGGCGAAAAUGGGACAAAGACGAAUACGAAAAGAUAGCGAAAGAGAAGUUAGAGGCAGAGCAGAUGGCUUUACUGGAGAAGGAACUCAAGGAGCCCCCUGUGAAAAGAGAACUUCUCCAACCUAGAGAGUACAAGGUCGAUCUCGAUUCAAAACUUGGCAAGUCUCAAGUGAUCACCAAGACAACACCGGCCUCCCAACAAGGAGGGUAUUACUGUAAUGUGUGUGACUGUGUAGUGAAGGAUUCCAUCAAUUUUCUGGAUCACAUCAAUGGCAAAAAACAUCAGAGAAAUUUAGGCAUGUCCAUGAAAAUUGAGAGGUCGUCUUUAGAUCAGGUGAAGAAAAGAUUUGAAAUGAAUGUGAAAAAACAGGAGGAGAAAAAGAAGGAAUACGAUUUUGAAGAGCGAAUGAAGGAGCUAAAGGAAGAGGAAGAGAAGCAGAAGGCAUACAGGAAGGAGAAAAGGAAGGAGAGGAAGAGGAAAGCCGACGACUCAACAGGACUGAAUAUUAAUGUUGAUCCAGACAUGGCAUCUGUGAUGGGAUUCUCCGGUUUUGGCACGACUAAACCCCCAACAUAACUCAAAGGGCAGUCACCAAUGUGUUAGUGGACAAACAGUCACCAAUGUGUAGCGGAGGAACAGUUGUAACGCUCGUUUUUGUUGAGUGUUUCCAUAUCUGCAGAACUGGGAAUUUCUGCUUAAUUGUGCAGAGAACAGAGUUUUUGAAACAGUUAACAUAAACUGCUAAAAACAGUUAAACAGAAUUUGUAAUUUGAAUUGAUACUUUACAUUUCAUCUAGAUUUUCUGAAAUAUUGGACGGUAAAGUUGUUGCUGUUAACAAUUCGCUGUAUAAAACAGCUGACAUGUGAAGCGAUCUAUAUAUAUACAUUCAGAGAUUCUUUCAAAAAACAAUAACCAGAACAUUUUGGACACAAAAUAUUGGUUCAGGGUUCUGUACAUACUUCAUUUUUGGAUGAUCGUAAAAUAAUGUGAUAUGUUGUUAUUUGUUAGUGAAAAUAACAAAGAUGUACACUGUAAUUUAUUGUAUUACAUAUUCAUUAACUUACAAAAAUUUUAAACAAAACAAAUUCUAUCAUCCAUUAAUUGUACUUAAACUUCAAAUUUCAAACUGUUGCACAUUUUACUGUAGUCCAGAAUCUCUAGGGCUUUUAAUGACGUGUGUAUCACUUAUAUCUGUUGAUCCAUGUAGCAAAUAUUUAGAUGGAAUCCUAUUGUUAUUUUAUAACUGUAACAUCUGAAAUAAUGUAAGAAUCAUAACAAUAUAGAAAAGAAUUUCUUAAUCUGCUGAAAAUUGUUAGAUUUAUGUCUCGAGUUGAUUCUGUGUGCCACAAAUGAUUGGGUGUAUACUGUGGAGCUGUAUGAUGAAAAGUUAUAACAGAAAAGUGGCCCUGUCAGCUGACAGAAAUCAUGUUCACAUAAAAAGCAUCUAUAUGGCACAAAAUCAAGUUCACAUGGAAAGCAUAAAAUCAUGUUCCCAUAAUAGCAAGCACCUAGUGAUGACUUCAAAACACAUAUUAGUGAAAAUUCCUUCCUACAGGUAGGAAUAUUGGAAUUUCAGAUAGGAUAUUUUUGUUGUUAGCAUUCUUUUACCAUAAUUAGAAUAAGAAAUUUGCUUUUACAUUAAACAAUUUUCAUAAAUUAAGACUUGUUCAUGUAAUCACCAUCUAUCCAGUGCUUUUCUAAACAGGAAAAAAAUCAAUUCUAACUGUUAUAGACACAUUUUCAUAAAGUAAGGGACUUUUUACACUACAACCAAUUGUAGGAUAUAUUGUGAUUUAUGCGAGUGAGUUUCACUCAAGUUCAAAAUAAAGGGAGACAACAAACUAGGAAGACAUCGUGGGACAAUAUCACAUUAACACAGCAAGUCUGUAUGAAACAAGUCAACACAGCAUGUCUGUAUCAGUUUAAGGGCGAGUGAAAAUGAAUUGGGAUAUGAAACUGUGAGAUUGUCUGAACGGGAGAGCGCGGUGAAAUGAUAAUUUUUGAUGUGUGUCUGUAGACUGGUACAUUUUAAAUCAUAAUAAAAUAUCUUGUAUAUAAAUA
Mizuhopecten yessoensis (Yesso scallop) is the source of this 2178-nucleotide messenger RNA. RefSeq names its product zinc finger matrin-type protein 2-like. Lineage: Eukaryota; Metazoa; Mollusca; Bivalvia; Pectinida; Pectinidae. Gene Ontology annotation, molecular function: zinc ion binding; nucleic acid binding. The record is from RefSeq and is a predicted model, not a curated record. Gene Ontology annotation, biological process: mRNA splicing, via spliceosome. Gene Ontology annotation, cellular component: spliceosomal complex; U4/U6 x U5 tri-snRNP complex. The transcript has 6 exons. Bases 81 to 692 code for a protein of 203 amino acids.